Culex quinquefasciatus (southern house mosquito) is the source of this 2334-nucleotide messenger RNA. RefSeq lists its product as uncharacterized. The transcript is spliced from 4 exons. NCBI's taxonomy places the organism in Eukaryota, Metazoa, Arthropoda, Insecta, Diptera, Culicidae. The record is from RefSeq and is a predicted model, not a curated record. Bases 310 to 657 code for a protein of 115 amino acids.
AGUAGCUUGGCGGGCUCUCGAUCGUGCAGGUUUCAUAUAUAAAAUCGGGCUCCCCGAACCGAGCGUAACUCAUUUAGUGCCCAGUGCUCGAAUCGUCCAGAACGAACCCUACGGAUUUCCGUGAAUUUCAUCUCUUCGUGUUUUCGCUUGCUCGUGUGUGGGAGUGUUUUUGGAUGUGUGCGUGGUGAUCCUGUUACUGUCAUCGCCCCCUCCUGCUCCCCUGGAUCCUUAACGAGUGCAGUGCUGCCAGCUUAGCCGAUCAGUUUUCCAGAAGUGUUUUGAGUGUGAAACAAAGAAGAACCAGCCAAAAUGAAAGCUUUCGCAGUCUGCUUCGCUCUCGUCCUCUCCCUCGCCCUGGCCGCGGCACAGCGCUUCGGAAGUCCGCUGCCCGCGUUCAGCCUCAGCUCGCUCACCGGGGACUUUGGUGGGCCGACGGCGUUCGGCGGCCAGGACUUUACCUCCUCGAACAGCCUGGCCGGAGGACGCGAUCCCCGACAGAACCGAGGCCCGGUGGUGUUCCCACCGCCACCAACUGACGGUCCGAUGGAGUCCAGCGGAGUGGUGGUCGGCGCUUCCGGUUACGGAUUCGUGCCCCCAAACACGCCCCCAACCGGCGACGCGGCCACUACUAACAGCAACGACGCCGAUUCCAAUUAAGCAUCGGUGCCGCCCCUUCCCUUCUUCCCCUCCCACGCCACGUGCCCCACGUGGGAAUCGGAAUCUGCAUGAAAAACCCUCAACAUUUUUAAUUGCAUGAUACAUGAAUAGUAAUUAAUACCUACAACAGGGGCGACGGAGCUUUUAGCAAACAAAAAACAAAAUCUGCGGAAAAGCUCGCAUGGAAUGUUGUAAAUAUGAGCGCGGUGGACAAAAGAUAACAAUUUACGCGAAGAACUAGAACAGCCGCUAUACUAACUGGCCAUCGUUCCGAACAGGCUGGCAACAAUCGUGUACUACCUGCUUACAUCUUAACAUCAUGUUUUGUUGUUGCAUGAAACACUAGCUCAUAAGUUGCAUGAAUGAUACUCUCAAUGUGCGGGAAUUGCAAUUUGUUUCUUCUAUUUUUUUUUAAGUAUGUAAAACUACUUAAAAAAUACAUCGAUGUGUAACAAAUUUACGAUUUUGAGUACUUUCAUAUUAAAGUGUAAGCAUACGUCAUUCAUACACGCUUACUGAGUAUCAUCGAAAAGAUCAGUUGUUUUGUUUACUUUGAUCCACAGAGUGUCAGCCAUGUCGUACACUCCUAUCCGAAAUUAUUUGCCAGAACUGAAAUGAUUCAAAAAUUUCGGUUAGUAAAUUUAACUGAAGUUUACUCAAAUUUGUCUAAAAUUUUCUUGUUUAGUAUCAAAUGUUACAAAAAUCCCAACCUGCUUCAAUUCCUGCAAAUCGAGAGAAAUGUGUUAAACCUAGUUUUAAGUGCCCAGUAUUAACCGAGCCCCACAAAACCAAAACCCUAAGUGUAAAUAAUCCUAUUGACACAAGCCUCCCUGUAUAUAUUUCCUCUCGCGAAUUGUAGAGUACUUCUAAGCCUUCAACCCAGUCCAACCUGCGUGGAUCAAAGAGCUGGCAACACUUGCGUGUUUAGUGCGUGAAUAACAUCAAGGAUGCGUAACCGUUACUUUACCUGUGUAUUAUUUUGUCCAGGAACUUGCACGUUUCUUGACCGUGUCUUACAAACUUUUAACAGCUAACACCAAUAAUGCGGAGCGAGUAUUUGAGCAAAACUUGCAGGACCAUCCUUUCUAAACCAGUGUUCCCACUUUCGUCCAUUUUCUUUCCACAGAUUCCUAUAACUCAGUCUACAGAAAUCUCAGAUACUUCUAAGUCAUAAAUCUCUGUAGUAUUUUGUUGAACACCGACCCCCCUUCGAUCCCACUUCCCUUUCCGUAAAUUAGAGUUAGAGUUUCCCGAAACAAGACGAAAACUGCAAUAUCCCACGAAAUAGUUUGUAGUGUAUGAACCGCGCGUGAUCGAGAUGAAUUUGAUGCCAUAUCAAAUUUUAGAACAGCUAUCCCUUUUCCCAGAAUCCAAUAUAAAAAGAAAAUUUAAAACGAUUACAUUUUGGCAUAAAUCUCUCUAUCCUCCCGUUAGUUUACGAACCGUUUAGUUGUACAAAAAGAACACCAAGAGUAUUUAAGUGCUAGGCGCUGUACAAAUCGAAACCUUGAAGCAACGAUUCGCAAAAAAGCCACACAAAAAAUAUCACUGGAUUGUAAAGUGAGCCGACCGUGUAGCAAUUAGGUUUUAAUUAUUGUGUUUUUUAAUUUAAUAAAUUAUUUUUUAAUUCCCGUCGUGAGGCGCGACGCCGCCGAGAAAAGAAGGAAAACACAAGAA